GCYGUGCAGGAGCAGAGGGCGGCAGGCGAGGCACUGGCGCGGGCGCGGGUGGAGCAGGAGCGGCUCCGGGCAGAGCAGGAGCGGCUGGGCCGGACACAGGAGGCGCUGGCCCAGGACGGGGCCGGACUGGCUGUGCAGAUCGCAGCUGCCCAGCGCCAGGAGCAGCACCGCGACAGGGAGGCGGCCGGACGGGGGGGGGGGGGGGGAGGGGGUGCCGGGGUCUGGGGUACGGGGUCGGAGAAGGAGGGGCUGGAGAGCAGCGUUUUCCAGCUGCAGCAGGAGCUGGUCCAGCUCCAGGCCCGCAAUCGGCAGCUGGAGACCCAAGGCCAGACACUGACCCAGGCCAAGGAGGCGCUGGAGGCCCCCCCCGGGGGUCCUGCCAGCCCCUGGCUCCGCUCCCGCAGCCUGAAGCGCUCCGGGGAGGACAAGGAGCAGCGUCUGGCGCUGCUGGAGGCGGCGCGGGCGGCGGCCGAGCGGGAGGUGUCGGAGCUGCGGGCAGCGCUGCGGGGUCUGGAGCGCUCCCGCCUCGAGAGCCGCCGGGAGCUGCAGGAGCUGCGCCGCCAGGUGAAGGAGCUGGACAGUGAGAACAGCCGGCGGGGCCGGGAGCUGGGGGAGCUGCAGGCGCGGGUGGCCUUGGAGGAGCAGCGAGAGCAGCGGAGCCGCCGCGAAGCCUCCGGSCUCAGGCAGAAGGUGGCGGAGAGCGAGGCGGGCACCGAGGCUGUCCGGAAGGAGGUGAUGGCAUCCCCAGGGUCCCGGAGUGUCCCUGUGUCUCCCGCGCUGGCUGUCCUGUGUGUCCGGAGUGUCCCUGUACCAUGUGUCCUGUGUGUCCAGAGGUGUCCGGAGGUGUCUGGAGGUGUCCCCGUCCCGUGUCUGGAGGUGUCUGGAAGUGUUCCCAUCCCGUGUGUCCCGAGGUGUCCCUGUCCCACGUGUCCUGUGUGUCCAGACGUGUCCCCGUCCCGUAUGUCCAGUGUGUCCCUGUCCCCCCCGAGCUGGCCGUCCUGUGUGUCCCCAUCCCGUGUGUCCCGUGUGUCCCUGUCCCCUCAGGCCGUAGCUUGUUGCCUGCUGUUCCCUGUCACCCCCAUCACUGCUAUCCCGCGGUGUCCCCUGUCCCCGGGUGUUCCCAUUGCCCCACUGCUCCAUCCUCUGCGUCUCCGGGGGUCCCUGUUACCCCAUUGUUCCACGGGUCCUUAUGGGUCCCCCAUCACCCCAUU
Messenger RNA from Malurus melanocephalus (red-backed fairy wren), 1211 nucleotides. Its product is annotated as rootletin-like. The record is from RefSeq and is a predicted model, not a curated record. Lineage: Eukaryota; Metazoa; Chordata; Aves; Passeriformes; Maluridae. The annotation marks the transcript as partial. The transcript has 4 exons.